Cyclocybe aegerita is the source of this 1527-nucleotide messenger RNA. NCBI's taxonomy places the organism in Eukaryota, Fungi, Basidiomycota, Agaricomycetes, Agaricales, Hemipholiotaceae. The record is from the annotation of a GenBank genome assembly.
AUGGGUCCUGCUGCCCUCCCACAUCCGUGGGUCUCUACCUGGGAUGCAAUGGGCGACAUCUUCCCCUACAAGUCCAAGGCUGGGCGAGAUAAAUGCCCUACAGGGCCCAGGUCGCGACGAGCGCCUGUCAACGAUCUUCCUACCGAAAUCCUCCAAGCCAUCUUCCUCCUCGCCUACCCAGCAGUAUAUGUAGGCCAAGUUAACAUUCUUUCCGCCGACACCGAGGCUACUGAGUCUCCCUGGAAACUCGAGCUCGUUUGCUCGCGCUGGUGCCUCGUUUCCCAAUCAUAUCAUGCAUUGUGGUCCACCAUCGACGUCGAGGCGACUCGCGGAUCGAGCCGCUAUGGCACCAAGCCUAUCCUCAAGAUGCAGUUGGAGUUGUGCUUGGAGAGGUCUGGGACACGGCCAUUGACGAUCAGGGUGGGAGACAAGUCGAACGCAUACUCCAGGGCGAUCAGGACAAUCUUGGAGAUCGUCGGCCAACAUUCUGAACGGUGGCGAUCCAUUGAGCUCCAUUUCCCUCUCUCCAAUUUGGCGGUCGAGCAGGUCGAACAAAUCAAGGGGCGUCUGCCUCUUCUUCGCGCAGUUAAGGUGCAGGUUGGCCGGGAACACUCCAUGGAUGUCGCGGAUGGGCACUGUCGAGCCCUCUUCCUUCAGUCACCCACACUCACCCAAGUAUCCCUAUGCAACCUGCUGGACUUUCAUCAAGCAUUAGACCUCCCAUGGCAGCAGAUCCGUGAACUGACGUUGAAGCAUAUAGAAGGGAUCCAUCCGGCUCAGCUCUGGGGACGCCUCACGGAUAUUUCCGCGAACCUCACCAAACUCACGCUCUCGAACAUUUCCUUCGCACCGUACUCCCCUUUCCCUCCAACAGGGACGGCAGUGAAGCUCGACCAGCUCCGCGAGCUCUCCAUCGUCAACUGCGCCCAACACUGCGGUCGGAUCCUCGCAGAUCUCGUCUGUCCCUCGCUGACGAGCCUAACGAUCGAGGACCACCAGAUGCUGCUGACCGCCCAGCCGCAGACAUUUCAGACGUUUGUGACGCGCUCCGAGUGCCCCAUACGGCACUUGACCCUCAAGGGCGUCCAUCCCACCGCUUUCAACUACCUGGCAUCGAAGUUGGACACGGUCACCCAUCUUGAAAUUGUCGUGAACUCAAUGCAGGCUCUGGAGAUAUUAGAGAUGGUUGGAGGAGGUACACGAGGGAAGAUGCUGCCUGGACUCGAGUCCUUAUGUCUGGCUUUCCAGACACCUAUCACGAGUGGCGGAGGGCUGAACUAUCAGAUCCACGCUCUGAAGAAAGCACUUGGGGUCGUGUCUCCGAGACACCUCGAAGUGGGGUUCAUGGUGAAGCAGACGGAUGUGAAGGAGCUCUGGGACCAAGCAUACUUGGGAGGGCUGCAGACAUUUUGCAUGUCGAGGAAGAUGACAGCCGAGAUCUACCAGAUAUCUGCGGAGGAGGAGCGAAAGGCGCAGCUAAUGAGUGUGAAUGAUCUACGGGCACGUUUAUCCGGUGUGCAGAUAUGA